This is a messenger RNA of Cricetulus griseus (Chinese hamster), 701 nucleotides long. The record is from RefSeq and is a predicted model, not a curated record. Lineage: Eukaryota; Metazoa; Chordata; Mammalia; Rodentia; Cricetidae.
AUGGUUCCAGCUACCCAGAUGGACUGUGUCCCUGAAAUUUUCUCACUGAUGUCCUUCAUUGCGCCCCCAGACCCAGAUUGGACGCCGGAUGACUAUUACAGCUAUGACUAUUCCAGCCAAGAUGAAGUCCACAGUGUCAUGCCGACCUCCCCUGAGAACCCUGCUUGGUACUAUGAAGAUGAUGAUCCAUGCCAGUCCAACCCCUGUGAACAUGGCGGCAACUGCAUCAUCAGAGGGGAUACCUUCCAUUGUAACUGCCCAGCCCCCUUCUCGGGGAGUCGGUGUCAGAACGCCCAAAACAAGUGCAAGGAUAACCCGUGUGUCCAGGGUGAAUGCCUCAUUACCCAGAAGCCUCCCUACUACCGCUGUGCCUGCAAAUACCCCUACACAGGGCCAAACUGCUCCAAAGUGCUUCCGGCGUGCAAACCAAAUCCCUGCCAGAAUGGUGGUGUCUGCUCCCGACACAGACGGAGGUCCAGGUUUAGCUGUGCCUGUCCAGAUCACUACAGGGGGAGAUUCUGUGAAAUAGGUCCGGACGACUGUUAUGUUGGUGAUGGCUACUCUUACCGAGGCAAAGUGAGUAGGACAGUCAACCAGAAUCCAUGCCUUUACUGGAAUUCCUACCUCCUCUUGCAGGAGAAUUACAAUAUGUUUAUGGAAGACGCUGAGACCCAUGGAAUUGCAGAACACAACUUCUGCAG